Messenger RNA from Rhagoletis pomonella (apple maggot), 699 nucleotides. RefSeq lists its product as uncharacterized. NCBI's taxonomy places the organism in Eukaryota, Metazoa, Arthropoda, Insecta, Diptera, Tephritidae. The transcript has 4 exons. The record is from RefSeq and is a predicted model, not a curated record. The coding region runs from base 1 to 699 and encodes 232 amino acids.
AUGGAAAACGAAGGAAGCAAGGUUGAAUGGCCAAAAGCAGCAAUUUUGCGUCUUAUUGAACUAUGGGAGGGUUACGAGUCCCUCUAUAAUCCUCACCACAAACUUUACCACAACAAACAUGCUCGCCAGCAGGCCUUCAGUGAUUUGGCUGAAAAAUUAAGUGAUUUGCUGCCAACUAUUGGUUCCACUGAAGUAAAGGCCAAAUUAACAUAUUUGCGUGGGCAGUAUACCCGUGAGGUAGCUAAGCAAAAGGAAAGGAAAAGUGGAGCCGGCGCGGAAGAAGUCUACAUUCCAAGCGCAUUUUAUUUUGAAAAAUUGACUUUCCUCCAAGCCUUUAUAAAAGUUCGAAAAGGGGAGAGCAAUUUUAUAAGUGGUGCAGAUGAUUCGCUGGAUUCGUCGCAGCAUACGGAGAGUGUAAUAUCCCCUCCUGCAUCUAGCAAAAAACGCCCUCGAUCUUGUACAGAGCCACAAAACAAGGAACAUGAACUUCUUAGUGCAGCAACACAGGCACUAAAACAAAUUACGCCAAGCAAAUCCAAUGAUCAAGAUGAAGCGGUUUGUAACUUUCUCAAAGCGCAAUUAUCAAAUUUGCUUAGUGAAAUAAAAGAUGAACUAAUUGAGGAGAUCACACUUAUGCUUUUUGAAGCCAAGAAGAGGCAAAGAAUGUCAAAUGAUAAAGACGAUUUAAUACUUCCAUAA